Molecule: messenger RNA, 722 nt
Organism: Colletotrichum acutatum
Lineage: Eukaryota; Fungi; Ascomycota; Sordariomycetes; Glomerellales; Glomerellaceae
Exons: 1
Coding region: 60-485 (141 amino acids)
Source: RefSeq, a predicted model, not a curated record
CCGGUGCGUUGGCAGACUGGAUCUGGAGGAGGUACCUCAGGGCAUGUACUUUCCACCUCAUGUUCUCAAUUGGGCUUGGCUUAGGUACAUCCUUCUUGUAUCUCUUGUUCCUUUAUCCGAAUCCGCCAAGAGACAAUCGGAAGGUUCCAAAGUCGGGAAUGGCGGCCCAAGAAACCUCAUCCGUAGACACCUCACCGUCCUCGCAUGCGCUGUCGUCAGGACCGCACGUGAGGGCGUCGCAACGCGGGGCUCCCUCAGUUGCGCGAGUCCUUUGUGGUUCUUCUCAUUUCCCUCUUUCAGACUCGACACCUCAGGAUAUCAUCUCAGGAGUCAAACGAUACCUACCUCAUGGAUCCCUCAUGGACACCAAAAGAAGUCGCGAGAAGGCGGUCGACGACCCCUUGGCACUAUCAUUGGCUCGUUGCCCGGGUCAUGAGCACCGAUGCCCUCAAAGUGCCCAACAACCUAGAUUCCGUGAUCGAUAAGGUAUCCGACUGAUUCGGCCAAGCUGCCAACUCACUGGCGGCUCGACGUCUACCCUUCCGGUUGGUGAGUUCGUCGUCUGGACAUGCCGCCCACGGUUGCCAUGGUUGCCAUCUACUCUAUCCUCGCAGGAUCGGGACUGCUCGAGAUGCUGCACCCUCUGCACCUCUGCACCUCUCCCCUCAUCGCCGCCUCCCCCGGAUCGCCCAAGCUUCCGCCCUGCCACGCGGGAUUGGAUA